UACUAUUCAAAAUGUGUUGAUACUUCCUGUUUUCAUUUUUCAUAUGACAUUUGAGAAAAUUUAUCUCGAAAGAAGGGAAAACCUUCAGUAGUGCCACGUCAGGAUAACAGCUGUAGAUAAACACCUGCCGAUUCUUACCAAACAACAUAAACACAUCACGCGUCAUGGAGAGCAAAUAUAAUCUGAAGAGUCCAGCUGUGAAGAGGUUGAUGAAAGAGGCUGCAGAACUGCGGGACCCCACAGAACAUUAUCACGCUCAACCACUGGAGGAUAACCUGUUUGAAUGGCACUUCUCUGUUAGAGGACCUCCAGAUUCAGACUUUGAUGGUGGAGUCUAUCACGGUCGGAUUGUGCUUCCCCCCGAAUACCCAAUGAAACCACCCAGCAUCAUUCUGCUCACUCCCAAUGGAAGGUUUGAAGUUGGGAAGAAGAUCUGUCUUAGCAUUUCUGGUCACCAUCCAGAGACCUGGCAGCCAUCAUGGAGCAUUCGUACAGCAUUAAUAGCGAUCAUUGGAUUCAUGCCAACUAAAGGUGAAGGAGCGAUAGGAUCUCUGGAUUAUACUCCUGAAGAAAGGAAAGCCCUCGCUAAAAAGUCUCAGGAUUUCUGCUGUGAUGUUUGUGGCAGCUCAAUGCGCUCUGCUCUUCAGGCUUUAUCUCCUAACAGUGACCCUCGACCCGCUGACGCUCAGGCACAGAGACUGGCGCAGCAGAUCAGCUUUAAGGCUGAAUCCAGCUCAAGCAGUGGAAGUACAGCAGCAGGUUCCAGCAAAACUGACCUGCACGACACAAGCAGUUCGACCAAGGACGACAGAGAGCCGGAGGACUCAUCAUCAGCUGAGCAGUCUGAAUCGGCCUCUGUGGCACCUCAAACCCCAAGUGAAGGUCCAUCUUCUUCAACAGCACCGAGUCCACGGCAGCGACGCACGCAGAACCAACCCCAGCCCUUGAGAUAUCCCACCUUUACAGCAUCACCCGUAGUCCAGCAUCCUCCACAGGACACCAGUCACACGGGCUCAGCCGUCCUGAUCGUCCUCCUCACGCUCGCUUUAGCUGCGCUCAUCUUCCGCCGAAUCUACCUGGCCCACGAGUAUAAGUUUGAUUACGAGCUGUGAACUGUAAACCUGCUCCAAUGCUUUCCAGAUCUUACGUCCUCCUCUCAGCCGGGACAUCUGACUGUCUGUCCCGCAUUCAUCUCCGCUUAACUCCCCUCUGCAUCUUUUAAAAAAGGGGACAUGCUUGCCACAGACAUGUUUAGGUCAACCCAAAAAAAUGCUAUUAUGCUUUGCUUUAAGAAAAUGAAGCAUGAUUGAAGGACCAUUCAGAAUUUUUGCUUUGUGAAAUUAUUUUCAUGACAGUUAAGUAUGAUAUUGAGCAUUUAUGAUAGCAUUUGUUGUAUUUCCUUUAAUUUAUAAGGAUUUUAAUUAUUAAACUUAAAAUAAACAUCAAGACACAUUACAGUAAUGACAUUUUUUUAUUCUUAUUUGUCAUGAAAAUAAUGUGACAUUGCAAGAAAUGUUUUAAUUGUGUAUAUUUUGUGAAGUAUAUUAGUAUAUGAGACUACUAUUUCCACUUUCUAAUAUUGCUUUUUAGAAAGCAUAGUUAUAGUAACAGAGCAACUAACUGAAACCUGAAGACGUAGGUGGUGCUCAGUGUUUCAGAAUGAAACAUUUACAGACAUUACAAUCAUGUAGACGUAUGGUUGUAAGAUUUUGUUUUUAAACGGUCAAUAAUGCACAAUACUGAAGCGCAAUUUUCUCAUCACUUGGUUAUUCAGUUUGACACCAAAAUGUUUUUAUAUUUUACACACAAAUCUUGAAACUCUGGAGGUUUAAGCCCAGCGACCUAACUGAACUGUUAAUGUUGUAAACUUAACACCUGUUACCCAUAUUUAAACAUAGGCCACUAUGAAACUAUAAGGCAAUACUUUUCAUAAUGUGUAAGUGGACAUAUAAUGUAAUAAAUUGAUGUAUACAUAA
This is a messenger RNA of Paramisgurnus dabryanus, 1976 nucleotides long. RefSeq names its product ubiquitin-conjugating enzyme E2, J1 (gene ube2j1). The record is from RefSeq and is a predicted model, not a curated record. Lineage: Eukaryota; Metazoa; Chordata; Actinopteri; Cypriniformes; Cobitidae.